GAAGGGUUUGUUUGUUGUACGGUCUCUCCUGUCUGAAUGGGACUGCUGUUUGGAGGCGCUACGUGUGGAGGGGGACCCACAGUGUGCAGAGACAGGUAGCUUCUCCGACGGCGCUGGCAGUCAGGCCCCGUACCUGGGCACGUCGGAGCGCUACGGCAAGCCCGGCAUCGGUGGCGUGGGCCCCCAGGGGCCUCCGGUGGCCCCUCCGAGCCCCACCAGCCUGGCCUGGGCCCAACACACGCGGCACCAGCCCGCCAGCCUGGCCCUGCGCAAGCAGGAGGAGGAGGAGAACAAGCGCUGCAAGGCCCUCUCCGACAGCUAUGAGCUCUCUACAGACCUGCAGGACAAGAAGGUGGAGAUGCUGGAGAGGAAGUAUGGCGGCUACUUCCUGAGCAGGCGUGCGGCGCGCACCAUCCAGACGGCGUUUCGCCAGUACCGCAUGAACAAGAACUUCGAGCGCCUGCGCAGCUCCGCCUCCGAGAGCCGCAUGACGCGCCGCAUCAUCCUCUCCAACAUGCGCCAGCAGUACUCCUUCGACGAGCGGCAGCCGCAGACGCAGAUGCAGAUGCAGAUGCAGGCGCAGCCUGGCACGCUCGACCAGGAGGGCGCCUCGUCGCCCGACGGCCAGGGAGACCGAGACGACUACACAAACAUGGACGACUCUUUCUCCAAACAGGUGAAGUCCCUGGCGGACUCCAUGGACGACACGCUCACGUGCCAGUCCGGUCGCGGCGACUCGCAGGAGGAGGGCGUGAGCGGGGCGGAGGGCGACGACUUCGGCGAGUGCGCGUGGAGCAGCGGCGGCAUCCCGUCGGUGUCGCGGCGCGGCGUGGGCAUGGGCGAGCGGGAGCGGCCGCACGGCGGCGGCCUGAGCAUGCACGAGGACAGCACGGCCACGUCCUACAGCGACGUCACGCUCUACAUGGACGACGGCAUGCCAUCCUCGCCGCUCUCCAUCGACCGCGCGCCCAGCAGCACCGACACAGAGUACUGGACGCCGGGCGGCGCCGGCAGCGGCAACAGCAACAGCCGACGGAGCACGCCGUGCACCGAGUGCCGCGACUACCGGCUGCGCGGGCCGCACCUGCCCGUGCUGACCAUCGAGCCGCCCAGCGACAGCUCGGUGGACAUGAGCGACCGCUCCGACCGCGGCUCCCUGAACAGGCAGAUGAUGUACGAGCAGGAGCCUCCUGGCGGCGGCGGCGGGGGAGGGGGAGUAGGAGUGGGAGUGGGAGUGGGAGUGGGAGUGGGAGUGGGUGGAGGUGUAGGUGUAGGUGUAGGGAUCGGGGGCUCGCCUCAGGGAACGCUCAAGCACAGCCCCGCCGCCCGCGCCAUGUCCUCCUGCACGGCGCAGGGUCAGACGCGCACCCAGCCCCCGCUCACCCCGAUGACCCCCCUCACCCCCCUCACCCCGCUCUCCACCACCUCCUCCCUGCCGCCGAUGAUCAUCCCCGGCGUCAUGGAGCAGCCCUGCUGCUCGGACGGCGACAACGACUCGCUCAACUCCACCACCAACUCCAACGAGACCAUCAACUGCAGCUCGGGCUCGUCGUCCAGGGACAGCCUGCGGGAGCCCAUGCCGCCGCUGGGCAAGCAGACCUACCAGCGGGAGAGCCGCCACAGCUGGGACUCGCCCGCCUUCAACAACGACGUGGUGCAGAGGAGGCAGUACCGCAUCGGCCUCAACCUCUUCAACAAGAAGCCGGAGAAGGGCAUCCAGUAUCUGAUCGAGAAGGGCUUUGUGUCGGACACGCCCGUGGGCAUUGCCCGAUUCAUCCUGGAGCGGAAAGGCCUCAGCCGGCAGAUGAUCGGAGAGUUCCUGGGCAACCGGCAGAAGCAGUUCAACAAGGAUGUGCUGGACUGUGUGCUGGAUGAGAUGGACUUCUCAGGGAUGGAUCUGGACGACGCUCUGAGGAAGUUCCAGGCUCAGAUCAAAGUCCAGGGGGAGGCCCAGAAGGUGGAGAGACUCGUCGAGGCUUUCAGCCAGCGGUACUGUGUCUGCAACCCAGUGCUGGUGCGACAGUUCCAGAACCCCGACACCAUCUUCAUUCUGGCGUUUGCCAUCAUCCUCCUCAACACGGACAUGUACAGCCCCAACGUCAAACCGGAGAGGAAGAUGAAGCUGGAGGACUUCAUCAAGAACUUGCGAGGUGUGGACAACGGUCAGGACAUUCCUCGAGAUCUGCUCGUUGGGAUCUACCAGCGCAUCCAAAAAUGGGAGCUGCGGACCAACGAUGACCACGUGUCUCAAGUGCAGGCUGUGGAGAGGGUGGUCGUGGAGAAGAAGCCUGUGCUGUCGCUGCCACAUCGCAGGCUGGUGUGCUGCUGUCAGCUGUACGAGGUUCCUGACCCCAAUCGACCCCAGAGGACUGGAGUUCACCAAAGGGAGGUGUUCCUCUUCAAUGACCUGCUGGUGGUGACCAAGAUCUUCCACAAGAAGAAGACCUUGGUGACGUACAGCUUCAGACAGUCCUUUCCCCUGGUGGAAAUGCAGGUUCACAUGUUCCAGAACUCCUAUUACCCUCACGGGAUUCGCCUGACGUCGGCCAUGCCGGGCAGCGAGAGGAAGGUUCUGAUCGUGUUCACGGCGCCGAGCCAGCAGGACCGCACGCGCUUCGUGAGCGACCUGCGCGAAAGCAUCGCCGAGGUGCAGGAGAUGGAGAAGUACCGCGUGGAGUCCGAGCUGGAGAAGCAGAAAGGCGGGAUGCGGCCUGGCCUUAUGAGCGAAGGAGGUGGUGGCGUGGGAGGAGGAGUCGGCGGCGUGGGGAUGAAGGGCGAGGCGGUGAACGGCACUCUGGGAAGGCCGAGCCUGGACGACACGUACGCCAGCACGGACGGGCUGAAGCGCACAGCCCUCAGCUCCUCCUUACGAGACCUCUCAGAGACAGGGAAACGAGGUCGCAGAAACAGCGUUGGCUCCUUGGAUAGUACCAUUGAAGGCUCGAUCAUCAGUAGCCCCCGGCCCCAUCAGCGCCUGCCCAUGUCCAGCUGCUACGGCCUGGACGACUACCGGCCUCACCGCCCCAUCCUGAGCCCCGGAGUAGGGGUGGGGGGUGGGCCGGGGCAACAACCACAACAGCCCCUCUCGUCUGGGGGCAACAACAACAACGGCGCCGGCGGCCUGUCCAGCAGCAGCAGCGGCGAGCGCGGGGCUGGUGGCUCGGGGACGGGCGCCAGUGGGGGGUCGGGCGGCAGCAGCUCGGCGUCCUUCCUGGGCUCCCUGUUUGGCAGCAAGCGCGCCAAGCAGCCGCAGCCGCCGCCGCCCCUGGUCCCGCCUGGGCCGCACUACCCGGCGCCUGUGCCGCCGCCUACCAGCGGGGGGCCUCCGCCGCUCUCGCCGUCCGCCCUCGGCCAGUCGGACCCCGGCGGGCCGUCCAAGCUGCAGGCGCUGCACGCGCAGUACUGCCACAGCAACAGUGGCGUGGUUGGCCAGCCGCCGCCGCCCUACCACCACCACCACCGCUACCACGUGCAGACCGUGCCCAUGGCCAGCGUGCCCUCCUGCUCGGCGCCGGGCAUGCACCACAGCGUGGCGCACCGCGGUUCCUUGCCCAGGCGGCCGCCGCUCGCGCCAAGCCACGCGCAGCUGCAGCAGCAGUACAACCAGCAGCAGAUGGCACAGCACGCUAUGCUCCAGCAGCAGCAGCAGCAGCAGGGGCGCUACGUCAAUAUGGGCAUGGGCCUUGGCAUGGGUAUGGGCAUGAGCUGCACCCCGCCGCCACUUUCGCCACACUCCCCGCUCUCGCCCGUGUCUCCGUUUCCGCUGUACCACGCGCACGGACACACACAUAUGCACGCGGCGCAUACGCAUUCCCACACCCCCCUGCACCCCACGCACUCGGUGCGCGGGCCCGGGCCGGGCCCCAAGAUGCCGCUGACGCUGUCGCACUCGCAGCCGCACCCGCACGCCCACUCGCACGCCGGGCACCCGCACAGCCACGGCCACCUAGCGGGCGCGGGCGGCAUGGGGGUCGGUGGCGGGUCUGGCAUGGGGGUCGGCGGAGUUAUCGUCGGCGGCGGCGGUGGACUGUCCCACAGCCCGCUGCCCAGCUCGCACCACCAGCAGCACUUUGUGUUCGCCGCGCCGCCACAGGCGCCGCCGUCGGCCAUCACGGCCCGCUACGUGCCCCAGUACCCGCACCCCUCCACCAUACCGCCUCCGCCCCCGCACUCGCCGCUUCCGCCGCCCUCGCCGCACACCCCGCUCACGCCACUCUCCCCGCACCCGCCGGGGGCAGGCCCUGGGGGGGCCGGGGGGGGCAUGGGCCCCGGCAGCAGCAGUGGGGGUGGGGGCAGCAACAGCAACAGCGGCACGGUGGGCAGCUCCAAGUCCAAGCCCGUCAACCGCAUCAGCACGGUGGUGUGAUGAGCGGACCCGCGUCAGGGGCCCAGGCGGCCCGAGGGCCGAGCGUGAGAGCCAGGGGCGGGGACGUGGUCCAGUUUAGGGGCGGCACCAUCACCCUGCAGCAGCCGGGGCCGCCGCCAACGCAGCAGCAGCAGCAGCGCAGGGGCAGUGGCGGAGCGGGCGGGAGGAAGAGGAGGAGGAAGAGGAGGCACAGUCUGAUGAGGCUCUGCUACUUUCACGUCCGCUGCCCGAGCGUAUAGCCGGAAAACCCUUGAGCCUUGCUCCGCCUCGCGACCAAGACCGACCUGCAUAAGCAUGCCUCAGCAUCAUCCAAGCCCCAUUUUUUGUUUUUUUUUGUUUUUGUUUUUGUUUUUGUGAGUGUUUGUUUUUGGAUAGCGCUUGUGCUUCAGCCGUAAAAGAAAAAGCGAGGACGAGACGCGCACGAACGUGCUUGCUGCCGCUGCCGCCACCACACACACACACAAACACGCAAAGCGAAAGCCAGCCCACGUUGCUUUUACCCAACGCGCAAUCAUGCUGAGGACAAACAAACAUAAGAGGAGUGUCAUGGACUAUAAGUACUGCUAAUCACAGUUCAGAACACGUCAACGAGUGCAUGAAAGAGAGAGAGAGAGAGAGAGAGAGAGAGAGAAAGAGAAAGAGAGGAACGGAUUAUGACAGAAGGUUGUCAGAGUGGAAGAAAGUAGCUGAGUGAGAAACCGGCAAGAUUCCACUCUGGCCCCAGAGUGUGUGUGUGUGUGUGUGUCAGAUCCCGGGUUGGAUCAGCCGUGAUUAGCGAAUACAGGUUCAUUUAGUGGUCUUAAAGGACUUAUGCAUAGUCGCACAUACUCAGAGACCACAGCUGUCAGAGCAUGGACAAGAGAGCGCAUGGCUUUUGCCAUUUGGAUUCAUCGGAUUCUUACAUUCAACACCUGCUGUGAUGUUGAUCAUCAUAUGACAAUCAUUUCAUCCCCCCACUCAAAGGACACAGAGAGCUUACGAAGCUGGCUGGUGUGGGCUUAAUUACGACCUUGAGAUGUCAAUGUCAUCAGCUGUUGUUCUGGCCAGGGCUAAUCAUUCCAGCCAAUGUUCUUUUGUCUAUUCUGAUUUACUUUGACUUGAGCCAUUUGGCAGACAUUUGAUUUUGCAAACAUGGUGGACACAUUUUCUUUUUGACGGAACUACUUCAAAGACUGUUCCUAACAACAUGUAAAAGGUCUAUUACCCACUCCUGCAAUUUUGAAGUGUCAAAUCCAAUGUAUAUGGUGGAGGGUUUGUUGAGGUAUUGCUGUAAGUCACUUCUCAAAUGCAAUAAGCAAGCCAUACUAACAUAAUGACAGAUUGAUAGUUUUGGUCAGACAAUGUUAUGAAGUUAUAAUAUGAAGUUUUAUAUCAGUGUUAUCGGUGGUGACAUGGCUGAGUUUCUCUCUUUCCUGUGUUGCACACACAGGAAGUAAACCGUUUUUAACUAAGUUGGAUUGUUUUGUUUUUAUCAAUGAUAUUGUGUUUUAAUUCGCUAUCAUUGUCCAAGGAAAGUUGACCCCAUCAGUUCUCAGUUCAAGUUCUGGUAUGUUGUUGGAGUGAGUUAGCAAUUAGAUACUGUGUGUACCGUAUUCCGUACAUACCCUUUAACUAAGACGUAAACUCACAGAUUAAUGCCAUUUUGCUGUUUGUCAUUGUACAUAGCCUUAGUGCCUAUAUGUUGAGCUAGAAACAUCAAUUAAUGGGCACUUUGUACAACAUCGUUCGGAGAGAUUACUGAAAAGGUUGUGAUGGAUAAUUUCAUUCCUAUACAAAUGAAAGUGUCAACGUCUGAUCAUGGUUAAUAUGUUAUUGUAAAAAAAUCCUAUCUUUUUUAAUGUGAAUGGAAAGUAACAUUGUUAUAGAUAUAUAAAUAUAAAUAUAAUAUGGACAGUUCUCUCAUGCAUUGAUUGUAAAUGAGAGUGAAAUGCAUAGUGUGGGAGAAAAAUGUUUUUGUUUUUUUGACUGCGACUGUAAAGGUAACCAUUGCAGACAUUAAUAUUGAUAUUAUCAGUGUAAUAGCUGUCACUAAUAUGGGCUGUUAUUGUUCCAGCAAAAUACAGUAAUGUUCUCUAGUUUUUAAAGAAUUUUUGAUUUGACUUAUUUUAGUAUUAUAAACUGUGCUUUGUUGUAUGCGGGCAGCGGAAGUGCUAAUCAUCAAGGGGUCACGUAUGUGAUGUGAUUGUGUGCUGUAAACUUUGCCUAGGCCGACAUUUCUUUUCUGACAUCAAAAAUGACUACCUGCUUCCUUAAGCGACACACCUUUUCAGCGGUGUCAUUUUUUCUUUUUCUUUUUAAACCUCCGCAACUAUUAACAGCCCCAUAAUAUCUAUCAGGGAGGUGGGGUGAAGUAGGUCUAACUGCUCUGGGUCUCUGCACACAUAUUAGGCCUAAUGCAUGCUGGUGUGUGUGCUGGUGUGUGUGCCACAGCAUGUGUUUUUACACACACACACACACACACACACACACACACACACACACAUACACAGACACACACACACACACACACAAACACACACAUACAUACAGUGACAAACACAGGUACAUACAUUCACUUUCUUUUACUUGCUGUCUCAUACAUACUGCACACACUAGCUUAUUUUCAGGAAUUCACUUUUGCUCUUCACACACACUAAUAUACACAACAUCACUUUAUCUCUGUUUCUGUCUCUGUCUCUCUCACACACACACACACACACACACACAACACACACACACACACACAUACACACACACACACGCAUACUGUAAAACAUUCUGCUCUUGGAGCCUUUACCCGACACGUUCGACAUGAUACGAGACAUGCUGCUUUAGUAGUUGUAGUUGUCUGGGGUUUAGUUGGCAGUGAGGCCUAUGGCCAUUCAUGUUUCAGAUGUACAGUAGUUCCCACAGCUCCCCCCUCGUCUUCCUUUGCUCACAAACUUGCUCUCUGCCAUUCAGGGAAUCACUAAAAUAUUUGAACCUCUGAAUACUGGACAUACUGUAGUCUUUGAACAGUAACAGUGUUUUAUAUAUUCACUGACACCAGGAGAGACAAGGUGCAGAGAAUUUGCUGAAUCAUUCCUAGAAAGCCUGACUAGGUGCCCCCCCCCCAGUCCCCAUCCACCUCCACCUCACACCACAUCUCUCUCUCUAACCUUGGUGUUUGUCCCCAAUCGCUCUAACUCCGCCUCCAGGACUUGUGUUGAAUAGUCGUGGAUAACAUGGCGCGUUUUGGAGCAGCAGACUAAUAACACGACGCUUCUGUAUGUCCACAAAGCUUUUAGGGACUUUAAGGAGCUCCAGUCCAGACGCUUUUGAGCUGUGUGCAUUGGCUGUCGUUGUCUUCGAUGGGAAAUGCCAGUGUGUGUGUUUGCGACCUUGUGACCCCCUCCGUCUCCUGUUGCAUGUCGAACCUGCACUGCGAUGAAUGAGCACUGUAUAAAAAGCUAAAUGUACAGAAUAAUCUCUCAACAUUACGGUAUAAAUACUCGACAUGUACUCGGGAAUGAACUGUACCUUAAAUAUGUCUCUGUAAACUUGCCAGGGAUGAUGAUGGGCCAAUGUCAGUCUGUUCAUAUUUACCAGAGACCUGGGGCUUGGGAGAAUGACCUGUAAUUGUAAAACUUGUACCAGUAUUUGUGUGCAUCUACAGAUGAGUUAUUAUUUUGAGACAACAAAUAUGUAUUGAAUUUAAUAUGUAUAUAUGUAUGAGGUUUCAAUGCAAAUUAUUCAGAGAAAUUAUACGUGAUUAUUUAUUGCUCUUAUAAAAUAUGUUCUUGCUGUUG
Molecule: messenger RNA, 8133 nt
Organism: Sardina pilchardus (European sardine)
Lineage: Eukaryota; Metazoa; Chordata; Actinopteri; Clupeiformes; Clupeidae
Product: IQ motif and SEC7 domain-containing protein 2-like
Exons: 17
Coding region: 359-4366 (1335 amino acids)
Biological process (GO): actin cytoskeleton organization; regulation of ARF protein signal transduction
Molecular function (GO): guanyl-nucleotide exchange factor activity; protein binding
Source: RefSeq, a predicted model, not a curated record